Messenger RNA from Cylas formicarius (sweet potato weevil), 1424 nucleotides. It is a transcript of the gene cbc, whose product is annotated as protein CLP1 homolog. Lineage: Eukaryota; Metazoa; Arthropoda; Insecta; Coleoptera; Brentidae. The transcript has 5 exons. Gene Ontology annotation, cellular component: mRNA cleavage factor complex; nucleus. The record is from RefSeq and is a predicted model, not a curated record. Gene Ontology annotation, molecular function: polynucleotide 5'-hydroxyl-kinase activity. Bases 126 to 1400 code for a protein of 424 amino acids. Gene Ontology annotation, biological process: tRNA splicing, via endonucleolytic cleavage and ligation.
UUCCCACAUUGUGAAGUAAAUACAAGAAAGAAAGGUGUAUUUUUGUAACUGGAUGACGAUUUUUAAUUUUUAUUAAAGAUGCAUUGAAUGAUUUUUUAUUGUCCGCGUCGUAAUUUUUUUAAAUAAUGGGUCAAGACAAAAAAUCACUUCUUCAAGAAUUUAAACUUGAUUCAGAUAAUGAAUUACGUUUUGAGGUUGAAUCAAAAAAUGAAAAAGUUUAUCUUACAUUGAAGAGUGGUCUGGCUGAAGUUUUCGGCACGGAAUUGGUCAAGGGAAAAACUUACGAAUUUACUUCAGGUGCUAAAGUUGCUGUCUAUACGUGGCAAGGUUGUACAAUUGAGGUGAAGGGAAAGACUGAUGUAAUUUAUACAGCUAAAGAAACUCCAAUGGUGAUUUACUCAAAUUGUCACGCAGCUUUGGAGUUAAUGAGAAUUGAGGCAGAAAAAGAUAACAAACGAGGACCCAUUGCGAUGGUCGUAGGCCCUGGAGAUGUUGGCAAAUCCACAGUUUGUAGAAUUCUUUUAAACUAUGCAGUUAGGAUGGGACGUAGGCCCAUUUAUGUCGAUCUGGAUGUUGGCCAAGGAUCUAUUUCUAUUCCAGGGACAGUAGGUGCCUUGGUGAUAGAAAGGCCAGCAGGUAUUGAUGAAGGUUUUUCACAGGAAGCACCUUUGGUUUAUAAUUUUGGACAUAAAAGUCCAGGGCAUAAUUCCAAAUUGUUCAAAAUGAUUACAGAACAAUUGGCAAUGAUUGUAAAAGAAAGGCUAGAGGUUAAUAAAAAAACCCGGCAAUCUGGAGUUAUAAUUAAUACUUGUGGAUGGAUCAAGGGUGAGGGUUACAAGCAGAUACUGCAGUCAGGCAAGUGUUUUGAAGUAGACCUUAUAAUGGUUUUAGAUCAAGAACGUUUAUAUAAUGAAUUAGUAAGGGAUAUGCCAAAUUAUGUGAAAAUAGUUUUUCUCCAAAAAAGUGGUGGCGUUGUGGAACGUUCAAAACAUGUAAGAACUGAAGCUAGGGAUCAAAGAAUAAGGGAAUACUUCUAUGGAACUCCAAAAAAUUCUCUAUACCCUCAUUCAUUUGAUGUAAAGUUUUCAGAAAUAAAAAUUUUUAAAAUUGGGGCACCUGCAUUACCAGAUUCCUGUCUACCUUUAGGUAUGAAGGCCGAGGAUCAUUUAACAAAAGUUGUUCCAAUUACACCUAAUCCCGGGAUACUGCAUCACAUAUUGGGUGUAAGCUUCGCAGAAAAAGAGGAAGAUGAUAUUAUAUUGUCUCACGUAGCUGGUUUUGUAUGUGUGUCAAAUGUCGACCUCGAAAGGCAAACUAUCACAUUGCUGUCUCCUCAACCCAAGCCUUUACCGAACAACAUCUUGGUACUCUCAGAAAUUCAGUUUAUGGAUAGUCAUUAGUUAGUGUCCGAGUUGUAUUGCAAA